This is a messenger RNA of Capronia coronata CBS 617.96, 1464 nucleotides long. RefSeq lists its product as uncharacterized. The transcript has 2 exons. Bases 1 to 1464 code for a protein of 487 amino acids. Lineage: Eukaryota; Fungi; Ascomycota; Eurotiomycetes; Chaetothyriales; Herpotrichiellaceae. The record is from RefSeq and is a predicted model, not a curated record. Gene Ontology annotation, molecular function: protein binding.
AUGAUUGCGCCGACUCCCCCUUCUCUGCUCCUCCUUGACCUGCCGGACGAGAUCCUGAUCACGAUCCUCGGCUUCCUCGAUCUUGCGGGCCUGCGCCAUGCCGUUCAAGUCUGCAAACAUUUCAACGGCCUGGCGGAACCUUUCCUGUACCACACUAUCCAUGUUCUCAAUGGCUUACAAGCCGCCGCUCUGUCGGCCAGUCUACAAGCGAAUCCCCGCCGUGCCACCUGGAUCCGCUCUCUACUCGUCUCCACCAAGUUCGGCGAAGAUGAAGGCUUGAGCCUGUUGCCGCCUCACAUGGCCCAAAUGCGCAACCUUCAAAUCCUACGCCUCGAAACCCCCGAUUGUAAUGCCAAGUUCCCGGAAGAGAGGGUGGCAUGGGUCAGUCUCCAGGACAGAUAUGAGCGCAUCUUCGAGAGCGCCUCAGCCGUGGUGCCCAAGUCGGCGGAUAGAGUACUUCCAAACCUGCGAGAAUGCACUCUGCACUUCGUGGACGGUCAGAAAGAAAUGUAUUCUAUGACCAGAUAUCCUAUGCUCUUCCUGCAUCCCAAUCUCCGGUCCCUUACCAUAUCCUGUGCCAGUACCGACUUCCCCGACAGGCUGCUUACACCGUUCCAAGGUGACCACACGCUGGUCAAGUCAACCAACCUCGAACACUUACACCUCGAAGAAUGCGACAUCUUCUCGCCGUCUCUAGGUAUUCUCCUAAGCUUUCCUCGAGCCUUGAAAUCGCUCAAAAUCAGUGAGGGAAUCCGCUACGAUGGCAUAUUCAGUGCUAGGAGUAGUCGCCUGCACGGUAACGUGUCUCCGCAACCGUUCGUGGACGCACUAUCCGAGCACUGCACCAACACCCUCGAGCACCUGUCCUUGGCUCUGGGGUACAUGCGGCAAGGGUUUGAAAACAUCACUUACCCAGGGUGCUUUCUUAAUCUCACCGCGUUCCAUGCGAUGAAGCAGCUCGACCUGGAUGUCCGCACCGGCAAUCUCGUCAGGCUCCGAACCAACUGCGACCACGGCACCUGGCGGAGGUUGCCACCCAACCUAGAAACCUUCAAGAUCUUUGGCAUUCCAUUUGGCGAACGACCUCCGUUCCACGCCCGCCGACGGGUCUGGCUUCCCUUCGAGACCUGCCUGGUGAGGGACAAAGCUAGACAUGGGGUCCCGAAGUUGAAGAACCUGAUAUGCUCCUACGAGUACUAUCGAGAAGACGACGAGGAGCUGCCACUCAGCAUAUCCGAUGACGGUGAUAGCGUCUAUGAUAUCAGCCAGGUUGUAGUGGCUCAGCAGAGAAUGACCGACAGGUGUAACGAACUGGCCCCCCUCUUCAAACGACACGGCGUGAGAUUGGAAAUCGAAGUCGUGGUUCUUCCCAAUGGGUUCAUACCUCCUUAUCUCUUUACUGAGGACAGGCCGAAGCCCUUCACACUAUGGCAAUCGGCUCCACCGACAACACCACUUUGCUGA